Fusarium venenatum is the source of this 1656-nucleotide messenger RNA. RefSeq lists its product as uncharacterized. NCBI's taxonomy places the organism in Eukaryota, Fungi, Ascomycota, Sordariomycetes, Hypocreales, Nectriaceae. The record is from RefSeq and is a predicted model, not a curated record.
AUGGCCAAUGGUUUUGGGAGCCUCGAGCGCUUCUUCGCGAAGAAGAAGACUCCAGCUGCAUUGGACAAUCAUAUCCAGCCAAUCCAACCCGCUUCCGUCCAGCCGGCUUCUGCCCCUCCCACUAUACCUCAGUUUCCUUCGCCUUCCUUCAUCCGCCCAAAAACUAGCCGCAUGGCUGCGCGAGAAGAGUUAAGGAAACAGCCUGCGAGCCGGGUUUCUUCUUUCCCAGGCUCUUAUUCUCCUCAUCAAAUGGACUUCACCAACACUCAAAGUCCCACAUGCCGGUCGGAUUCUCUCCAGUCGCAAUACUCUCCUUUAAAGACUUCUUUCAUACCUAUACAAGCAGAUUCCCUCUCAGACAAUUUCGACGUUUACCAAUUCCCUCGGCCGCCGACCAGUCAAGGGGGGACUUCUGUCUCAUCGUCUACUCGCGACCCAAAAUCAUCUAUGGAAGCCCCCAGCGAGCGCAGCCUGACGUAUCGAUCUCCUAGGAAGCGAGCAGCAGGCACCCCGCGGCUUGAGACACCCCCUUCAUCAGAUUUGGAAGACGAGGCUACCUCAAGCCCUCAAUACUUUCGCGACAAGGAACUUCCAGCACUGCCUCAGCAGAAUCCUCCAACCCCAGACUCUUCUCCAGAGCUUCGUCCCCUUCAUAUCGCGCAAUUGACAGCAUCAAAGUCGAUCGAUGUUCUCAACAAGGCUGUCUGCAGAGACAUCUGUCGCCAUGUUGCCGAAACAUUGGAACAGCGACGAGCACAGAAGGCUGCAAGCCUGACCAGCCAGGAUCCUUACAUCAACAGGCUCUCCAUCAGCAGUUCUACGCUCCGAGAACCAGACUUCAAUGAGUUCUUUGAACUAAGUGACGAUGACAUUGCUGAAUUGGCUCCCGAAGAUACAGCGAAUGUCGAGGCACCCAUUCCCACUGCCGCACAUUCUACUCCUGGUUCCAAUCGUUCUUCUUUGCUAGUAUUGACUCCUGUCCUUCACGCCAGCAAGCCCGCCGUUGCCGGCGCUUUCGAGGCAGCCAGAAUUGCUGCACGCUACGAUUUCGACUUCGUUUACGUUGUCAACUUGUGGACUGAACAGUCUCAAUGCCAAUCUGAUGUUUCCACCAACUUGGGUUCUCCAGGAUCGAAGUUCAAGCCCUUGGCCGGUCGUCUUCUCGCUUCCUAUGGAAUGGAAAAUGUCAACGCGCCUGUGCAGAUCUCGACUGCGAGCCAUAGAAAGAUUCUCAAGACCCCUGGGUGGAUAGAGUACAGGCCCCAAAACUUCCGACAUGAUGAGUUUGCAAGAGGUUAUGCUCAUGCAUUUUACGCUGGCCAAGAGUCAGGAAACGGCUCGGUCACCUCGAGAAACUCAACCUCUUCAUCCGCUUCAGUACAGCCCUCGAACCCCAGCCGCGGAAUCGUCUUUGCGGCGUACCGUGCGCCACGAGCUGACGGGAGUCUGGCCUGCACCAAGUAUGAUCUUUCCAACCUGCACAAGGAUGCAGAGGCACUUGUUGAGAUGCUUGUUGAUAUCAAUGUGACAAGCCAGCUACGCGCGCCCCGAUCACCGUUUAGUCAAUCUGAGGACACAGGCCCGAUGCCAACGCGAAGGUUUGGUAUUUGUGAAACCAACAACAGCACAUAUCCUCAGCAAAUCUUUUUACAAUGA